AUGAUGUUCACCAAGUCCCUCCUUGCCGCCGUCGCCGGUGCAUCGAUGGUCAAUGCCCACAUGAUCAUGAGCAACCCUGUCCCUUACAGCAAGGAUUCACUCAACAACUCCCCUCUGGCUGCCGACGGAAGCGAUUUCCCUUGCAAGCUCCGCCCUAACACCUUCGACGUUACCAAGGAAAACAUCAUCGCCCAGGGUGCAAGCCAGGAAUUGACCUUCGAGGGUAGUGCCGUUCACGGCGGUGGCUCCUGCCAGAUCAGUCUGACCACUGAUCGUCAGCCCACCAAGGACUCCACCUGGAAGGUCAUCAAGUCUUUCGAGGGUGGCUGCCCUGCCAAUGCUGAUGCCAAUCUUCCCGGCAAUGAUGAUGCUGUAUUCCAUUUCGAGAUGCCCGAGGACAUUGAGGCUGGCAAGUACACCCUCGCCUGGACCUGGUUCAACCGCAUCGGAAACCGUGAGAUGUACAUGAACUGCGCUCCCGUCACUGUGACUAGUGGAUCCAAGAAGCGAGCUCCUGAGGAAGACAAGGUCAUUGAGAAGCGCACCGCAAACUACCCUCCCAUGUUCGUUGCCAAUAUCAACGGCUGCACCACCAAGGAAGGCAUCGACAUUCGCUUCCCUCAGCCUGGUGGGAACGUCCAGUAUCUUGGCCGGACGGCCAACCUGGCACCCGAAGGCCAAGACGCAUGCACUGGCACUCCCUCCUUCGGCGGUGCUGGUAACUCUGGCUCGGGCUCGGGCUCGGGCUCGGGCUCCAGUUCUGGUUCUGGUUCUGGCUCCUCUGCUGAGCCUACCACUGCUCUCACUACCACUGCUGCCCCUGUUCCGGUUCCCACCCAGACUACUGCUCCUGUGGUUCCCCAGCCUGUUCCCUCGAGCACUUCGGCUGCCCCUGCUCCAUCUGCAUCUUCCGGAGGAUCUUCGGGCACCACAUCCAGCGCUGGUACUCUCACUGGUGCUUGCAGCCCGGAGGGCCUGUGGAACUGCAUCGCCGGCACUUCAUUCCAACGCUGCGCUGGUGGCCAGUGGUCCAUCGCUCAGCAACUGGCCUCUGGUACCAAGUGUGACGCCGGCCAAGGCUCUGAGCUUUCCGUGUCUGCCACUAAGAGGGCCCGUGAGAUCUCCGCUCUGCGCUUCCGCAAGCGCACCGUCGGUGAUUCACACCAUGCUUAG
Penicillium argentinense is the source of this 1173-nucleotide messenger RNA. RefSeq names its product lytic polysaccharide monooxygenase AA11 family protein. The coding region runs from base 1 to 1173 and encodes 390 amino acids. The transcript has a single exon. The record is from RefSeq and is a predicted model, not a curated record. NCBI's taxonomy places the organism in Eukaryota, Fungi, Ascomycota, Eurotiomycetes, Eurotiales, Aspergillaceae.